AUGCUGCUGUCGUAUGAGAGUAUGACGGAGAGACAGCGCGAGUUGUACGACAGAGUCAAGAAUGCGAGUCGGUUUCUCGACCUGGAGAAGACGAGCAAGAUUGGCAAUGCGGAGGUACACGCGAUCGCUGCAGCACUCAAAGAGACGAAACUGACCGAGCUUUAUCUGGGCUGGAAUCAGAUUGGCGAUGUGGGGGCGAAGGUGCUGGCCGAGGCACUCCAAGAGAACAGGACGCUGACUGUGCUCGGUCUGUACCAUAACGAGAUUGGCGAUGCUGGAGCCCACGCGAUUGUGGAGGCGGUCAAAGCGCACAGCACAUUGAGCGAGAUCUAUCUGCACGCGAAUUUGAUUAGCGAUGUUGGAGCACGCGCGAUUGCUGAAACACUCAAGGAGAAAACGACGCUGAACUUACUCGAUCUGCGUGAGAACUAUAUCGGCAGUGCCGCCGCUCAAUUGCUGCGUGAGGUACUCGAAGCCAAACUUCACAUCGACAACCAGCAAAACCCUCUUGCACUCUCCUUGUUUCCACGAUCAUCACCUGUUGAAGACGUUCAGACCGUGUUUCGCCUGCUGCUUCGCGGAUCGGAGCUGCAGGAUCAAUCUGCAUCACUACCCGCAUUACCAGCCGCGAUUGCCGAACACAUAUUGAGCGACGCUCAUUACUGGCCAAGCGUACAUCAUAUCAAACGAAACAACUUUUAUGACGUAAGCCUGGGCGGUCAUGUUCUGCAGGUCGCUCUGCCUCAGCAGAGCAUCCAAGUGAAAUCAAUUCUCGUGCUUCGUGAAUGGAAAAAGCCGCGUCCCACCAACACCGCUGACAGCGCCGCUUUCGAUGUGAUUGUUCGAGAUGAGCAAGGCGCUGUUCAGUACGAGUGUGCUGUGAAAGCGACUUUCGUCGAUUCGACCAUUGAUUUUGUGACGAUCUGGCCGGCGAGUCAUCCCAUCAUUGGACAAAUGCGCGAGGGUUGGCAAGUUCAAGUUGGACGCCGCAUGUCCGAUAUAAAGCGAUUGGAACAUCGCAUCAUUGAAAGUAAUAUCGGUCAACACAUGCAAUUCGCAAGACUUUCUGUCCAAUACAUCUAA
Molecule: messenger RNA, 1083 nt
Organism: Capsaspora owczarzaki ATCC 30864
Lineage: Eukaryota; Filasterea; Ministeriida; Capsasporidae
Exons: 7
Coding region: 1-1083 (360 amino acids)
Biological process (GO): nucleocytoplasmic transport; activation of GTPase activity
Cellular component (GO): cytosol; perinuclear region of cytoplasm; nucleus
Molecular function (GO): GTPase activator activity; small GTPase binding
Source: RefSeq, a predicted model, not a curated record